Messenger RNA from Westerdykella ornata, 2354 nucleotides. RefSeq lists its product as uncharacterized. The coding region runs from base 41 to 1993 and encodes 650 amino acids. The transcript has 2 exons. Gene Ontology annotation, cellular component: nucleus; site of double-strand break. Lineage: Eukaryota; Fungi; Ascomycota; Dothideomycetes; Pleosporales; Sporormiaceae. The record is from RefSeq and is a predicted model, not a curated record.
CACUCCACGUCAACGCGUCAAACAACUCUCAACCUCCAAAAUGGGGUGGACAUUGGUUGACCAAGCGGAUCCCAACGCCGAGGCCGGUCGGCUCCGUCUACGAGACAAUCACACAACAUAUCUGUCCCUAGCAAGUUCGGAUGGUCGAGUCGUUCUGAGUGAUGUUUUGCAACGUCGGAAUCGUGCAUUGGCAGCCCUCUCUGUCGGAGGUUGGGGUGUGAAACUCCGUGCUCUUCAAGAUCUUGCCAUUCACCCUGCUCAUCCUCGGACCAACCCACUUGCCGUCCCAAGUCAGGAACAAUAUCAUGUCGAGAGCAACUCGGAUCAACCAGAAGUCAUCUUCCUGAGACCCGACGACAAGAUCUCAUUUCCGGACCUAGCCAACCCAAUCACCCUCGUUCUGAAAUAUGACACCUCGGAAGUCCAAGUCGACUCCUCCGUUGCUGGAGACGCAGAGGUUGCCGAGUCAAAAGACACCAACGAUGCAUCUAAUGGUCGUACACUCAAGCAAAGUGAGCAGGAAGAAGAAGAAAGUACGGACACUGAUGAUGAGGAUCUGGAUGGCACCGACAGGCGUAGAACCAGAAGUACCCCUAAUCCCUCGCUGUCACGGUCAGAAAUUGUGCAAGAGACUCCGACAGCUAACCGAAUAUAUCCAGUGAGCGAGUUUUCUGCCGGUCGGGGAGAACUACGGAGAGACGAUACCGUCGCUGAGACUGUUCCUGAGACUGUCGCUGAAGAGUCUCCUGAGAUGGACGAGGGAGCAGAACCUAAUGCUGCACUGGAACUGGAGCAAAACGGAGCGGCAACACCGAACGAUGAAGUCGAAUCUCGCAAAGAGAUUGACGCAGAAGCAGAUACUGUAGCGACUGGUGCUCCAUCGACUGUUCAGAAUACCGCAUCCUCCGCCCACAACCCCACCCCAUCCCCUCCAGAAAACGAAGACGAAGACCACACCAUCCUACAAGCCCAGUCCAACCUAACUGCCCAGAGAAGCCCCUUUGUCCGCAUCACCAAAACCUACGGCCGUCAAAAACGCAAAAUCCAACUCGUGGAUCCCCAGGACGAGGAAGAAGAGGAAAAAGAAGAAGAAGAAGAAGCAUUCGAAUCCGCUCCCGCUCCCCCCGCGAAACGAGCAAGGAAAUCCACCAACGCCAACGAAAAGAACCAACCCACCACACCAACUCGUCGCACCUCCACCCCCGCAAAACGCAAACCCCGCUCCUCAGACACCCGCAGCCUCAUGCCGUCCGCCGAAACAAACGUCAAGAACUACUGGAGCACCCGCACCCCCAAGGUCGCCUUCAGCAACUCCAAAGCCGCCGAAAUGAAAAACCUCAUCCGCUUCCUCAAAUCGCACCACGGCACCGUCGUCGACACCGUCCAAAACGACAACUCGUGCAACCUCCUCGUCGUGCGCGACGGCUCGCUCCGCAAAUCCACAAAGUUGCUCACGGCGCUCGCUUUGGGGAUUCCCGUCGUCACGGAUGAGUGGCUCCCUGCGUCGGCGCGCGCGGGCACGUUCCUCCCGCCAGCGGAUUUCGUCCCGAGUGUCGUGGAGCAGGAGAUACAGGUGGGUUUUGUGCUGAGGAAGGUUUGGGGCGUGCCGCAGUCGCGUGUUUUGCAGGGGUUGAAGUUGUUUUUUACGCCUGCGCUGAGGAGGUUUUAUCCCGAGUGGGCCGAGGUCGAGGAGGUGUGUCGUGUUGCUGGCGCUGAGGCUGUGGGCGCUAUCAAGUCGGCGAAUAGCGCCUUGAAGGAGUUUGGAGAUGAGGGGCCGGGUGAGGAUGUGGUGUUUUUGGGUCUUGAGGAGGGGGAUCCGGAUGCGAGGGGGUUGGUUGAGAAGGGGUUUAGAGUGUUUAAUCGAGAGUUUUUCACUACGGGGAUUUUGAGGGGCGAGGUCGAUGUGCGGAGUGAGGAGUUUCGCAUCAAGGAGGUUGGGGGGUCGCAGAUGGAGAAGGGGAGGUCGAAGGGGAGGAAGAGCAGGAAGGCUUGAUUGAUCUGGAUGGUUGGAUGUUGGUGUUCCGGACAUGAGGGGAUUGGCGACGAGGUUCGUAUGCGUGGGAUUUCUUUCCGGUACCGGGAGUUUCUCUGGGAUGCGGUUCACCUCUGCUUUAUGAUUCAACUGCAUCGUGGUCAUGAUUUCUCUCUCACAGCAUCAUUUGGGGUGGGUUCAUGGCCAGCGAGACGCUUAGCGUGGACGAUGGCAGUUCUAUUAUGAGUCCGAGUAUGGUCUAUAAUGACGGCAUGAGAGCAUAUCGGUUAUGGCAGGCAUUCGGGAGACUACCUAUGGGAUAUUUAGAUAGGUAUAUGUGUAAUGUCGCAUGUUUAUCACGACGAAAUAUAAUGGAACCAAU